AUGGCAGUCCUGGUCUCUUCGGACCUCGCCCGCCACGGCCCUCUGAACUUGGUCCUGCACCUAUGGGGGAGCCUGUGCAUUCCUGGGUUACCUGACAUCGCGAAAAACCCUGCACUGGCGCCUAUGCCGCCGCUGAUUGAGCCUCACCUGCUUUUACCUGACGAGGGCAGUCCUGGUCUCUUCGGACCUCGCUCGCCACGGACCCCUGAACUUGGUCCUACACCUAUGGGGGAGCCUGUGCAUUCCUGGGUACCUGGCAUCGUGAGUAUCGAGUUUUCAUUGCAUCGUGAAUUGAUGCCAUGGAUACUAGCAAACCCUGCACGGGCGUCUACGCCGUCGUCGAUUGAGUCCAACCUGAUUGUACCUGACGAGGGCAGUCCUGGUCUCUUCGGACCUCGCUCGCCACGGCUCCCUGAACUUGGUCCUGCACCUAUGGGGGAGCCUGUGCAUUCCUGGGUUACCUGGCAUCCAAACCCUGCACUGGCGCCUACGCCGCCGCUGAUUGAGCCUCACCUGUUUGUACCUGACGAUGGCAGUCCUGGUCUCUUCGGACCUCGCUCGCCACGUAGCUACCGGUAAAGACUCAUUGCCUCGUCACAAAAUAGAGCCCAGGAGCUACAUUCUAUGCAUCAUAUCCUAUGACAGUCUUGAUGACAUCUAACCAGUAUAUUUCCCCC
This is a messenger RNA of Suillus plorans, 677 nucleotides long. RefSeq lists its product as uncharacterized. The record is from RefSeq and is a predicted model, not a curated record. The transcript has 3 exons. Lineage: Eukaryota; Fungi; Basidiomycota; Agaricomycetes; Boletales; Suillaceae. Bases 1 to 579 code for a protein of 192 amino acids.